Messenger RNA from Papaver somniferum (opium poppy), 558 nucleotides. RefSeq lists its product as uncharacterized. Gene Ontology annotation, molecular function: RNA-DNA hybrid ribonuclease activity; nucleic acid binding. The record is from RefSeq and is a predicted model, not a curated record. The transcript has a single exon. NCBI's taxonomy places the organism in Eukaryota, Viridiplantae, Streptophyta, Magnoliopsida, Ranunculales, Papaveraceae. Bases 1 to 558 code for a protein of 185 amino acids.
AUGGACCUUGUAGUUGAGGAAAAUGAAACUAGACCAACUGAAACUGAUAUGCUCGAAGCUCAGAAGGAGUAUUGGGAACCACCUGAAGGAGAUAAAAUCAAGAUAAAUUUUGAUGGUGCAGCGGGGGAAAAGGAUUUUGCGUGUGGUGCCGUUGUUAGGGAUAAAGAAGCUAAGGUGCAUGGGUGUCAAAACAAAACUAUUACUUACUAUAUAGCUGUUGAGGCAGAGGCGCCUAGUGCAUUGUUGGCCGUGGAGUUGGCGACUCGCAAAGAAUUCAGAGACACUGUGCUUGAAGGGGACUCGUUAACUGUCAUAAAUGCUCAGAAAUACAAGCACUACAAACCUAGUUGGAGGAUACAGAAUACUAUCAGUAGGAUCCGAGACGACCUGAUGCAGUUUAGAUCAGUGGAAUGCAGGUAUAUUAAAAAGAAAGCCAACAAUGUGGCACAUAAUCUUGCAGCUCUAGCUGCUUCUACCCACACUUCGAACGUGUGGCCUACUUCUCCUCCUUCGUGCAUUACUCAACUCAUUGAGAGUGAGCACCCCAUUGCUGCUUAG